Messenger RNA from Cryptomeria japonica (Japanese cedar), 747 nucleotides. Its product is annotated as transcription repressor MYB4. Bases 1 to 603 code for a protein of 200 amino acids. The transcript is spliced from 3 exons. Lineage: Eukaryota; Viridiplantae; Streptophyta; Pinopsida; Cupressales; Cupressaceae. The record is from RefSeq and is a predicted model, not a curated record.
AUGGAAAGUUGUCCUUGCUGCGAAAGGGCAUGGACUAAACAAGAAGAUGAUCGCCUCUUUAACCACAUUCAAGCCCACGGUGAAGCUCACUGGAAAUCUGUCCCCAAGACCACAGGUCUGCUGAGAUGUGGGAAGAACUGCAAGCUAAGGUGGAUGAACUAUUUGCUUCCAGAUCUCAAGCCGUGGAAUAUCUCUGAAGAUGAGGAACAACUCAUCAUUAAGCUUCACGCCCUCCUGGGAAACAGAUGGUCUCUAAUAGCAGGGAGAUUGCCGGGUCGAACAGGAAACGAAAUAAGGAAUUUCUGGAACACCCACAUCAGCAGAAAAUUGGUGAGCCAGGGAAUCGAUCCCAUAUCUCAUCGCCCCAUUCAUUGUGUUGAUAACGAGAGCAGCAGCAGCAGUAACAGUGAGCCCCUCAACCAUGAAAUUCAGACGGUAGAUUUCUUCAAACAUGGCGGCGUACGGAUGAGUGGAGAUUUUGAGGGUGGGGCUUCAAACGCUGACAGCAAAAAUGAAGAGCCACCGGAUGUAAAUCUUGAUUUGUCAAUGAGCUUGCCUUGUUACAGCAGAGAAACAGUUGAUUUGGAGGACUUGUCUAAAUGAAGCAGGGUGUUGAUAAUAUCGUUUUGAUGAUGGAUUAGAGAGUGUGAUCUAAAAUAUUAAUGCUAUUCGAAAACAUAAUCAUAUUGAGAAAAUAUUCUUUAAGUAUAUUUAUAUGUUGUAAUGUGAUUUGAACUUUUGGAUUUA